Dendronephthya gigantea is the source of this 512-nucleotide messenger RNA. RefSeq names its product 40S ribosomal protein S26-like. Lineage: Eukaryota; Metazoa; Cnidaria; Anthozoa; Malacalcyonacea; Nephtheidae. Gene Ontology annotation, biological process: translation. Gene Ontology annotation, molecular function: structural constituent of ribosome; mRNA binding. The transcript is spliced from 4 exons. Gene Ontology annotation, cellular component: cytosolic small ribosomal subunit; ribosome. The coding region runs from base 72 to 461 and encodes 129 amino acids. The record is from RefSeq and is a predicted model, not a curated record.
GGAGCCCGCUCAUUGUUCUUUCAGGGGCCGUCCAUGUGUCGUUCUUUUCUACAGAGUUCGUCGGCGUCAACAUGACUUCUAAAAGGCGUAACAAUGGACGUUCAAAAAAAGGCAGAGGGCAUGUUAGGUUCAUCAGGUGUACAAAUUGUGCUCGGGCUGUACCAAAAGAUAAAGCCAUUAAGAAGUUUGUGAUAAGAAAUAUGGUGGAGGCUGCAGCUGUUAGAGAUAUCUCAGAAGCUAGUGCAUAUGACAUGUAUGCUUUGCCAAAAUUGUAUGUUAAGCUCAGCUACUGUGUUAGUUGUGCAAUCCAUUCUAAAGUGGUGAGGAAUCGUUCAAGAGCAGAACGGAAAAUCAGAACACCCCCUCCAAGAUUCCGGCCAAGAACCGAUAAUACUGGUCCUCCUCGUCCUGCUGGUGGAGGUCCUGGAAGAGCUCCUGGGGUUCCUGGAACAACUGCAUGAAUAUUGUUCAUUUUCACCCACAGUAAAAAGAAAUAAAAGAUGAAAUGAAAA